GCGCACGUCUGGCAACCCUGAGAACCCUCCGUCUAUGAGCUUUGUUGACGUUAGCCUGAGAGGAUAGCAUGCUACCUGCUUUAGCCUGUUAAUACACAGGAUUAUAUAGUAUUGUGGGGAUAUAACGCGGUAGUUGUGUGUUUUAAUGCUUGCUUUAGGCGAGACUUGCUGAAAUGUGUGUGAGCAGUUUUUAUAUGGGUGAUAAAUAAUGAAUUUAUUCUAGUAAAGCUAGCUGGGCUCGUUGGGUUUAAACUAGGUUAGCUAAUCGCUGUUUCUGCUGUUUAACACUUCACAGUGAGAGGAGACCUCCAGCACAGCAGCCAUGUCGAAAGUGGAACGCCUGAAUGCCCGGGUUGCCAAAUUGCUCACAGUCGCCGUACAAGAAGUGUUGGAAGCCGUGAGGGAGACGGUCUCGGAAUACCAGGAAAAAACUGCCAGAACACAGAGAGAGAACGAGAGACUCAGGAAAAAGUUACAUGAACUCCAGGCCAAAUCAACCAGAAAUGAUGGAGGGGACCAUCCUGUUAGUCCAAGCCAUGAUUUUCUGAAAAGGUCUGAAACUGACUCGUCAUCGAUCAGCGUUCAGAAGAAUGGAGAGGUGAAGAAGACACUUGACUGUCUAAAUGUUGAGCAGACAGAUCUCAGCGAACCAGACACGAGUCCUACCUAUCCUGAACCUUCCCGUCAAAGCCCACUAGUGUUUUCCUACGAUUUGGAGCCAAAGGUACAACCAUCUACAUCUGGGCUUGAUGUCAAAGCAGAAACAGAGCGUCAAGUCUUGGUUCCUGAGCUCUGUAAAUCAUCAGACUUCAUUUCCCAUAAUGCCACAUCACCUAAAAAGACAGAAAAUCGUGCAAGGCAGUACAGUACAAACACAAGCGUUAAUAAAGUCUCUACUGACAACCAGCUUCAUUUGUCAGUUCAUGAGAUCAAAACGGAAGCAGAAACGGACGACUACGUGGGGUACGCACCUCAAGAAUUGUUUUACGAGGCUAUAGCAUUUCGCACAAAUGUAGAACAGGCCGAACAACCCAGCGGCUCUGGACUCCAGUUUGACCUUAAUGGACCUUUUGACAGGCUGACGGCUGAGGACAUGAACGAUAUUAACGCCACUCUAGAUGUAAGGAACCAGAGACACAAUGAACUUCUAAAUGGCUUCCCAUUCAGAAACGUCCACGAAAAGCGCUUCUGCUGCCCCUUCUGCGGACGGAGCUUCAGCCACGCCGGAGACUUCAAGAAGCACAAGAGGGUUCACACGGGAGAAAAGCCGUAUCUGUGCACUAUAUGUGGCAAACGCUUCAGUCAGUCCGGCUACCUGAAGAUCCAUCAGAGGUACCACACAGGGGAACGGCCGUACGGCUGCGGCCUCUGUGGAAAACGCUUUAGCCACUCCAGUAACUACAGAAAGCACCAACAGACUCAUAUUGGUCAGAACAUUUAGGAUUGGUGAUUGUAUUUUGACAUUUUGGUGCUUUUAAUGAACCUGCAGGUGUAGACUGCUCCAAAUGACAGGACUUUGUUGUGAAUUUGAAAUUGUUCUAGAAGUAUUAUAAUAGGAAUACUGCAGUAUGUUGUGAUGAUUGGACACUUCAUGACUGCAAAUUCUGCCGCUUAUGUCUGGUUCACACUACACGAAUAUAUAAGUAGUCAGGUGGUUGUGCUGUUCACAAUGGGAAAUUGCAGACUCACUUUUCCAAAAACAGAACUAAACGCACACAAGAACUAGUGGUGCCAUGCCAGAGAAUGUCUAGAGAAGAUAAUAUUCACCAGAAGUGAGUCCAAUGAAUGGGUUCAUAUGGAGCAGUUGAGCAAAAUGAGUUUAUAUAUGUUUGAUCAUUUUGUACUGAAAAUGUUCGCAUUUCCUCAACACAGAUUAAUAUCAAACUGUUACUGCUCAGGCUGUAACUGCAGGAUCAGCCCACCAACCAAUCAGCUCACAGUAGCAGUAAUCCAGCAUCUUCACUCACUGAAACAUGUUUACUGUAGAAAAGUUUUCUUAGCUUUUGUAAAAUAGUUCAUUUUACUUUUCUAAAAUUAAAGGAAUACCCUGGACAAGUGUAUAAUUACUAUUUUUAAUUUAAGUUUUUAGCCAUUUAGCUCUGUUCACCCCAUUCAUGGAGGACUCACUCGCAAGCACUGUUGUGUUUAAGUUAUUUUCUGAUAUAACAGGAGAAACAGAAAGUGGGCACGCUCUUAAUAAACAGCACUGAUCAUUCAGAAGAUAUUUUGGUUGGACACAUGGUUCUCUCUCUACAUUAUUCCAUUGGCUGUAGGUAGCUGCUGCUCACAGACUUACAGUUGUUGACUGGUCUAGAUAUUAUACCUGCUAGAUGUUUGCUGGGUGUACGUGACUGGUUAGCAAUGACUUGGUAAGGGCUCGGCGAGCACCUUUCAGCAGUUCACAGUACACGAGUGAGUGUGUGUCGAGUGAUUGCCAGUGUGCUUCUGAGCAGAGGUUUUUUAGUCAGCAAUCUGCAAAAAAAUAUGGGCUAAAAUCGUAUAGUGUGAACUAGCCAUUAAAGUAAAACUCUUCCAUUUUUAUCUAAUAAAUAUUAAACCAUGUUGACCUGA
Molecule: messenger RNA, 2571 nt
Organism: Astyanax mexicanus (Mexican tetra)
Lineage: Eukaryota; Metazoa; Chordata; Actinopteri; Characiformes; Acestrorhamphidae
Product: zinc finger protein 112
Exons: 3
Coding region: 323-1441 (372 amino acids)
Cellular component (GO): nucleus
Source: RefSeq, a predicted model, not a curated record